AUCCUUCCUUUCUUCUUGUUCUUUGUGUUCUUCCUUCCUUCCUUCCUUCCUUCCUUCCAAGUAUGAGAACAAGUGGUUGCACAGUGCAACAAGCUCUAACUUCUGAGGCUUUGAGCGUUGUAAAGCAAGCAGUGAUUUUAGCCAAACGCCGUGGCCAUGCCCAAGUGACGCCUCUCCAUGUGGCUAGCACCAUGCUCACAGCUCCCACUGGCCUCCUUAGGACGGCAUGUCUUCAAUCCCAUUCUCAUCCUCUUCAGUGCAAAGCUUUAGAACUUUGUUUUAAUGUUGCCUUAAACCGUCUUCCAGCUUCAAAUUCCAGCCCCAUGUUAGGCCCUCAAUCUCAACAACACCCUUCAAUUUCCAACGCCCUUGUUGCAGCUUUCAAACGAGCUCAAGCCCACCAACGCCGUGGCUCCAUUGAAAACCAACAACAACCCCUUCUCACCGUCAAAAUCGAGCUGGAACAGCUUAUUAUUUCCAUUUUAGACGAUCCUAGUGUUAGCCGUGUAAUGAGGGAAGCUGGUUUCUCAAGCACACAAGUCAAGAGUAAAGUAGAACAAGUGGUAUCAAUUGAGAUGUGUAAUUCAUCUCAAACUUGUACUACCAAACCCUCCAAAGACAAUAACACCUCCAAAGACAAUAACAAUACCAACAACAACAACAACAACAAUCUUCUCGGCACAGUCGUCGGGAAAUCGUCAACAGGGUCACCCGCCUCCGGUCGAGUGAGCGAGGACGACAUCGCGGCGGUUAUCAACGAAUUAGCGGAGAAGAAGAAGAGGAGUGUGGUGGUGGUAGGGGAGUGUGUAGCAAACCUUGAAAGUGUGGUUGAGGCAGCAAUUGGAAGAAUAGAGAAAAGGGAAGUGCCGGAGUGUUUAAAGGAGGUAAAAUUCAUAAACCUUUCAAUUUCAUCUUUUAGGAAUAGGUCAAGAGAAGAAGUGGAUCAAAAGGUUAUGGAGCUCAAUAGUUUGAUAAGAAGCUGUUUAGGGAAAGGGGUUAUUUUGUACAUAGGAGAUAUGAAAUGGAGUAUAGAUUACUCAAGCAAUGAAACAAGGGCUUACAAUUAUUGUGGUGUGGAGCAUAUGAUCAUGGAGCUUGGGAAAUUGGCGUAUAGGAAUUAUGUGGGAGAUAAUGAUGAGAAAGGAGUUGUUUGGAUAAUGGGGAUUGCAACAUUCCAAACAUACAUGAGAUGCAAAUCUGGAUAUCCAUCAAUUCAAACUCUAUUGGCCAUUCAUCCUCUUACAAUUCCACCCGCCAGCUUAAGCUUGAGUCUCAUGGCUGACAGUGACAUUCAAAGACAGUCUCAGCUAAGUUGUUGUGCUGAGUGUUCAGGUAAGAUGGAGACAGAAGCUAGAAGCUUACAAGGUUCCAAUAAUAGUGAGUCGACAACCUCUUCAGCUCCUCUUCCUGCAUGGCUUCAACAAUACAAAAAUGAACAGAAAGCCAUGGGAGAAAAUGAACAGAGCUGUGUCGCAGUCACGGACCUUUACACAAAGUGGAACUCAAUUUGCAAUUCAAUCCACAACAAUUCCAAUAACAACAACAUUAUUUCUUCAGACAAAAGUUUAUCAUUCUCUUGUAUUCUUCCAAAUUCUUCUUCUUCGGCUUCUGGGUCUUCGUACGAUCAUCAUCAUUAUAAUAAUAAUCAGUUCAAUUUCUUACGACAUUCCCUUUUUGAGGGCAAUGGAGAGGGAAAGAAAUUGAAUAAUAAUCAUGGUUCGACGCCAUCACCAGCUUCGUCGGGAAGCGACGUCGUGAUGGAGGGUGAAUAUGUGAGUAGGUUCAAGGAGUUGAACUCUGAGAAUUUCAAGGGGCUUUGUAGUGCUUUGGAGAAGAAGGUACCAUGGCAAAAGAAUGUGGUGGGUGAUAUUGCUAGUGCUGUUCUUCAAUGCAGGUCAGGGAUGGGGAGGAGAAAAGGGAAGAUGGAAGAAACUUGGUUGCUAUUUCAAGGGAAUGACGUAGGAGCGAAAGAGAAGGUGGCAGCGGAAUUAGGAAGAGUAAUAUUUGGAUCAAAUUUUGUGUCCAUAACAUUGAGCAGCUUCUCCUCCACAAGGGCAGAUUCAACGGAGGAUUGCAGAAACAAAAGAUCAAGAGAUGAACAAAGUUGCAGCUACAUAGAGAGGUUUGCAGAAGCAGUUACCAUAAACCCUCAUAGAGUGUUUUUAGUGGAAGAUGUUGAGCAAGCGGAUUACUGUUCCAAAGUGGGGUUUAAAAGGGCCAUGGAAGGAGGAAGAAUCACCAACUCUAGUGGGCACCAAGUUUGUUUAGCGGACGCCAUUGUGAUUCUUAGUUGUGAGAGCUUCAGUGCCAGGUCUAGAGCUUGCUCUCCUCCCAUUAAAAAUGGAUCAAAUAAAGAACAAAAUGAAGAACAAAAACAGAUUGAUCAAGAACAAGAAGAAGAACAAGAAGAAGAAGAAGGUGGCCCUUGUUUGGCUUUGGAUUUGAAUAUUUCAAUUGAUGAUCAUCAUACACCUGCAGAUCAAUCGAUUGAUGAUGUUGGCCUUCUCGAUUCAGUUGAUAGACGGAUUAUUUUUCAAAUUCAGGAACUAUGAGUACAAAUAUGUAUAAAAACAAGAGUAAAAAGAUUUGGAGUAGGUUAUUUCGUUUUUGUUAAUUAUAUAUAUAUAUAUAUAUAUAUUCGUAA
Cucurbita pepo subsp. pepo (vegetable marrow) is the source of this 2644-nucleotide messenger RNA. Lineage: Eukaryota; Viridiplantae; Streptophyta; Magnoliopsida; Cucurbitales; Cucurbitaceae. The record is from RefSeq and is a predicted model, not a curated record.